AUUGUAAUAGCGGAAUGUGUUCGCUCUGACACCAUUGGGGGGAAUUGAGCUGCACCCUGUACACUCUCGCACAAAAGUACUAAAUAGCAAUGGAGCUGAGGAGAUCGCUAAAUAAUUGCAAUAUAAAAACGCGGGUGUUGGUUUCGAAACAAUAAACGCGUGAUAUAACGCAACCACGUGUUGGCUUCAGCACUGUAAACAGCAAAAUCAAUAUUGUGAAAACUAUAUGUACCUUUGAACUGGUGCGUUGAGACGAAAUUUUGGCUCAACGUGUACUGCUGAUGGGGAAAAGGACAAAUAUAUAAUCGAAUCGUCGAAAGAAAGCGGAUUGUCACAAGUGCAAAGUAGUGCAGGGGAAUGAAUAAACAUUUAUAUUGCAUUCAAGUUCAACAUCUCACUUUUCGAUUUAUAUCUUCCGAGUUCAGAGAUGAUGUGAGGCUUCACGGAUGAACGAGCAUUAAGAUCGUUGAGUAUGCGCCAUUACGUUCACGUGAAUUUUCAACGAUCGAACCAUGAUGUCUUUGGGAACGCCCGAAAAUUCCACAUCCCUCGACCCCACCACCGUUCCGUAUUCCACACACGACGGAGAGACAGAAUAAAGAAAAAAAAACGAAUAUACUAAAGUUCGCCAUCUACAAUGACCAACGGUCGGGUGUUUUUAAUAUUUUAGUUUUUUUGUGAUAACAAUUUCAUUGAUUCAUGAAUUAUUUGAAACAGAAAAUGUAAAUGUGCAGUCCUUCGAUAUAUUUACUAUCAUUCUGUAAACAGUGAUGAUAGAAACAAGUUAUUUUUAUAUAUCGAAUUGGUUCGUUUACAUAUUAACUGAAGAGUGUUGAUUUCGGGGGAGAAGAGCUUGUCACAGAAACAAAGAUGUCUUCGAAAAGUGAGUUAAAGAAAUUGUCAGAGGAGAGCUUGACGAGACAACCGGAGGAGGUGUUUGACAUUAUCUGCAAGCUUGGCGAAGGGUCUUAUGGUUCUGUAUAUAAGGCUUUGCACAAAGAAAGUGGCCAGGUAUUAGCCAUAAAACAAGUACCCGUAGACACCGACUUGCAAGAAAUCAUCAAAGAAAUUUCCAUCAUGCAACAGUGCGAUUCCCCGUACGUCGUCAAGUACUAUGGGAGCUACUUCAAGAAUACAGAUCUUUGGAUUGUUAUGGAAUAUUGCGGUGCUGGAUCAGUCAGUGAUAUAAUGAGGUUACGAAAAAAGACGUUACAGGAAGAUGAGAUCGCGACGAUACUGUGUGACACGCUCAAAGGCCUCGAGUAUUUACAUCUAAGAAGAAAAAUACACAGAGAUAUAAAGGCUGGAAAUAUUUUGUUGAAUAAUGAGGGACAUGCGAAAUUAGCGGAUUUCGGUGUAGCUGGACAACUCACGGAUACAAUGGCGAAACGAAACACCGUAAUUGGCACGCCGUUCUGGAUGGCCCCAGAAGUGAUUCAAGAAAUUGGUUACGAUUGCGUAGCGGAUAUAUGGUCACUUGGGAUCACAGCACUGGAAAUGGCCGAGGGAAAACCACCGUAUGGUGACAUUCAUCCAAUGAGAGCAAUAUUCAUGAUCCCAACGAAACCACCGCCGAGCUUUAGAGAGCCUGAUCAAUGGAGUUCUGAGUUUAUCGAUUUUGUUAGUGGUUGUUUAGUUAAAAAUCCCGAAGAAAGGGCAACUGCUACGGAGCUGCUCAACCACGAAUUCAUAGGUGCCGCCAAACAACCCAAUAUUCUUAGUAUGAUGAUUGCUGAAGCUCAUGAAAUUCGGGAAAAGCAAAGCUCCCAUCGCGCUCACAUAAUAAAUAACGUAGCCGUGAAGGGACAAGCAGUCAAUGCAGACGAUUCGGAUGAAGACGACUGUAGCGGAACCAUGAAACCUCUACCGGAAGACUCGGGAACAUUAGUGCCAAGUCACGAUCUACCAGACACGGGAACUCUCGUUUCUGCUAUUCUGGAUCUUGGUACAAUGGUUAUAAACAGUGACACAGAUACUGAGGCCACGAUGAAAAGACACAAUACAGGUUCGGUGGAGUCUGGAAAGAAAUACCGGCCUUUGUUUCUCGAUCAUUUCGACAAAAAAGACGCCCCAGAUAUUGUGAAGAUUGGAUUGCAGGGAAACGGCCAAGUACUAUUAGGACAUAACGCGGAGCUGGAGAAUAAAUUCGACUUGCAGAAUCCGACGGAAUCGCAAAGAUUUCAAAGUCAUUUACAACUUCAGCUGAACCAAAUUUCACAGCCGAUACAAGAACCUCCAUUGCACAAUAUACCUAAGUUUCAAAAUGCAUUCAGUGAUCGCGACUUUGAAUUUCUCAAGUUUCUAUCGUACGAGGAACUGCAGCAACGUAUGGCCAGUUUGGAUGCCGAAAUGGAGCGUGAAAUUGACGAGUUGCGACGAAGGUAUCAAACAAAAAGGCAACCAAUACUCGACGCGAUGGAUACUAAAAGAAAGCGUCAACAAAAUUUCUAACGGUUUGAUACGAUUUUUUUUAACGCAAACAACAAAGUGUGAUAGAUCAAGGGUGUACAGUUGUAUAAAUUCAAUAGAUUUUAUCAUCAAUCAAUAUGUCUACUUUCUUAAAGGACGAUGCACUUUCAUCGUGAAUCUUUAUAAUCCUGGAUUCCUUAUGCAAAAAACCUGUACAGUCGAAUCCGUUCACUCGACAUUUGUGUUUUCACACGAAAUAAUUAUGCUCCAAUGACCGAAUGGGCAUGUUUUAUACUUUUCGAUCGUUGCCUUUUAGUCAUACAAAAUAUAAUAAAUUUUACAGAGAGUUCAUACUACAGCUGACCAUAAUCGAACACUGAUCGCGGUAUGAUUUAUAAAACUGUGAGACAUUUUGAUUCUUGUUCUAAUGAAAUGUGCAAAAGCCAGCGAAAGGGUGGCAUCGAAGAUAAAUCGAAGGAUUCGAAUAUCCAAAGCAAAUAACAAACGAAGUGUUGAAUUUGUCAUUGAUUUUUAUCAACUAUUGCAAGAAUUAUUUUUAGAUUUAUUCUAGAAAUUCAGCAGAGACCAAUCCUCUUCGUAUCGUGGCCUUUAACGCGUACAACAGGCGUGUGUGUUUUGUGGUCGCCGUUGUAAUGUACGAAACGUGACCUUUUUCCAAUUAACAAUAAAAACAAGCUGCAUCGUAUUGAAUUAUA
Messenger RNA from Venturia canescens, 3125 nucleotides. RefSeq names its product serine/threonine-protein kinase hippo (gene hpo). The coding region runs from base 871 to 2451 and encodes 526 amino acids. Gene Ontology annotation, biological process: intracellular signal transduction; protein phosphorylation; regulation of MAPK cascade. Gene Ontology annotation, cellular component: cytoplasm. Gene Ontology annotation, molecular function: ATP binding; protein serine/threonine kinase activity. The record is from RefSeq and is a predicted model, not a curated record. Lineage: Eukaryota; Metazoa; Arthropoda; Insecta; Hymenoptera; Ichneumonidae. The transcript has 10 exons.